Xenopus tropicalis (tropical clawed frog) is the source of this 1315-nucleotide messenger RNA. It is a transcript of the gene fam174c, whose product is annotated as family with sequence similarity 174 member C. The transcript has 4 exons. NCBI's taxonomy places the organism in Eukaryota, Metazoa, Chordata, Amphibia, Anura, Pipidae. The record is from RefSeq and is a predicted model, not a curated record. Gene Ontology annotation, cellular component: membrane. The coding region runs from base 102 to 476 and encodes 124 amino acids.
UGUGUGGGCGGAACAAAAGCAGGAAGUGCUUAGUGAGACUAUCUCGGGGACCUGGUAGAAUAAAGCAGUUUAAGCUAUAGUGGCUGGUUUACCGGUGUAAGAUGUGGUUCUUUGCCAGUAUAUUAGUUCUGCUUGUGGCUGGGAAACUAGUAGAUUCUGCUGGUCAGAACAGCACAGCUCCUCCUCAAGCUGCUGACGUUACCACAAAGUAUAAUUCACAGAACACAACCACAAAGCAUAAUGUCCAGGAAACUUUCUUUGGGGCCAACGUUCAGAUGGUGCAGAGAGCAUUUUAUGUGUUGAUUGGAAUCUCGUUGCUUGCUGUGCUAUACUUCAUCAUCCGAACUCUAAGGCUUAAGAAGAAACCUAUAAAGAAAAAAUAUGGCCUUUUGUCAGACUAUGAUGAGAACAUGGAGAUGGGAUCAUUAGACAGCGAUGAGGAGAAAAUUUUUGAGGCCAGGAGCCUAAGAAGGUGACCAAUAAGGAUGACUUAACUGUCACAUCAUCAAGAAAACGCUUUAAAACCUGGAGCUGUUUCUGUCCAUGUUAUGUCGCUGACUGGUUCCUGGUUGCCCAGUGUAUUGAUUGGAAUAAAACAUAGUGACACACUUUGUACUAAUCCUGAAUGAUGCACUGAAGGAACUGGCUGUUAUAAUUCAUGUUUGGUGGAGACCCUAAAUAAUUCUGUGCCUAAUACCCCGCUUUGUGCUAGGAGAAAUAUUUUUUUUUUUUUUGGUGUGCUCUUUCCAAAAAAAACAAAAAAGCAGAUAGUGGACACAACCAUAUCCCAAUCUUUUUGCUGAAUCUUGGUGUUAUCUUGUGACUGUGGGCCCCUACGCACAGGCAUUUUGUCCAUCUUAUUGAAAAUGCUAUUUUUCGGUUAUUUUAAAAGGUUGUUUAUGGAUUUGGGUUUUUUAUUUUGCACAAUUGCAAAGGAUUAACAUUUGUGUAAAUAAAUGAACUAUGCUGCACAUAAUUUUACAAGGUGCAGUGUAAGAAAGCGUAUAGAAGUGCCAACACCUAUUUGUAAAAUGAGCUGUAUAGAAUCUCUGAUUUCAUUUUCUUACCACACAUCGAAAAAGGCACCAAAGAACUUGUAGUGUACAGGCAUCUAUUUUGCAACCAGCAUGAUGAAUAUUUUAUGGUUACAGAGACUAAGUAAUGGUGUUCUAUGCCUUCUUCUUAUAGGCUUGAAAUUUAAUUCUGUUUUUCAUACUCUGCUGAUAUUGCUAUUGGGAAUUUUUGUAACAAACAUUUAUUUUUCUCAGUCUAAUUUUUAUUACUAAAUAAACAUUCCAUUUUCUUCCUAAAACUA